AGGGUGGUGUCUAUGCAUAUUUAGUGUUGGACAUUUUUGCCACAUUUUGGUAAUGCGACAAGACUUUGCAGAAGGUGGAUACAGUUGGAACUGCCAUGGAGUGGAGAGUCCUGUGUUUGUGGUGUUGCCUUUACUUGGCAUUAAUUUACACCGGUGCAAACGGAUGUUUAGAACAACAGUCUGUCUUUGAUGGCGAUAAAAGUAAAAUACAGGCAUUGAGCAAAGUGAACAGCGAUUUUGCUUUCCGUCUGUACAAAAUCGUUGUGUCUGGUGGUCAGUCCCAGAACGUGUUCUUCUCUCCACUGAGUGUGUCCACAGCACUGGCUGCACUGUCUUUAGGAGCAGGUGGCGAGACUCAUCAACAGCUUUUCAGUGGCCUCGGCUUUAAUGGUUCUGUUUUCACGAGUCAGGAGAUGCAUCUAGCUUUCCAUGAUCUCAUGCAAAACCUCAAUCAGAGGUCAGGGGUUGACCUGGAUGUGGGCACUGCCAUCUAUGUGAAUGACACCUUUAAACUGUAUCCUGAAUUUCUGGAGAACCUUAAACGUUUUUAUCUCUCUGAUGGCUUCUCUGUUGAUUUUACAAAGACCACUGAGACCACUAAUCAGAUCAACAAAUAUUUAAAUGAAAAAACACACGGCAAAAUUAGCAAUUUUAUUGAAAAUCUGGAUUCAAGUACCAUCAUGAGUCUGCUCAGCUAUAUAUAUUUUAAAAGUAAAUGGUCCAUCCCAUUUAACCCUGAAAACACUAGAGAAGACCAGUUCCAUGUGGAUAAAGAAACAACCGUUCCUGUUCAAAUGAUGUCUAUGUGGGGAUAUUUCAACAGCUACUAUGAUCAGGAACUGUCUGUCAGAGUCCUUCGUCUAGAUUAUAAAGAUUCAUUCUCCAUGAUACUGGCUCUGCCUGAUACAAACAUUACCCAUUUGGAAGAGACUUUGCGUCCACAGCACCUAACCAAGUGGCAAAAAUUGAUGUCAGUAAGCGAGCACAGAAUCUAUCUCCCUAAACUGUCCCUUAAAACUUCAUAUUCUCUAAUCAACAUUCUGGCUGGAAUGGGGUGUAAGGAUAUGUUCACAGCUAAAGCUAACUUCUCAGGGAUUUCUGAUAAAAAUCUGUUAGUUUCUGAGGUUGUACAUAAAGCUACUUUAGAUGUGGAUGAGGCCGGAACCGAAGCAACAGCGGUGACUGAGAUAGAAAUAAUCGUGGGUUCUUCUGGACGAACUGUAACACUGAAAUUUGAUCGCCCAUUUAUGAGCUUUAUAGUUGACCAAAAAACAAACAAUGUCCUCUUCAUGGGGAAAAUUGUAAAUCCAGCUAAUUCCAGGGUCAAACAGCAAUAAAUGUUUCUCUCCAUCUACAGUCCCUUGCAAUAGUAUUUAUAUCCCUUGAACUUUUCCACAUUCUGUCACGUUACACCCACCAAUGUUCCUGUUUUUUGUUUGUUUGUUUGUUUUUUUUAACAAAUUUGAAAAGUGCAUUUUUAUUCAGCACCCUUUAUUCUGAUACCCCUAACUAAAAUCCAGUGAAAACAAUUGCCUUCAGAAGUUACCUAAGUAGUAAAUAGAGUCCACCUGUAUGUAAUUUAAUCUCAGUACAAAUGCACAUGUUCUGUGAAGCCCUCAGAAGUUUGUAAGAGAACAUUAGUGAACAAACAGCAUCACAAAGUUCAUGGAAAACACCAGGUCAGGGAUAAAGUUGUGGAGAAGUUUAAAGCAAGGUUAGGUUAUAAAAAAAUAUCCAAUCUUUGUACAUAUAAAAAAUAUAAUGAAUAUGGCAAAACAGCAAACCUAUUAAGACAUGGCCAUCCACCUAAACUGACACACCGGGAGGAGAGCAUUAAUCAGAGAAGCAGCCAAGAGGCCCAUGGUCAUCCUGGAGAAGCUGCAGGUGGGAGAAUCGGUUCACAGGACAACUAUUAGUCAUGCUCUCCACAAAUCUGACCUUAAAGGAAGAUUGGCAAGAAGAAAACCAUAAGAAUUCUUGUCUGCAGUUUCACAUGGUUUGUCACAAAGUGCAAAUGGGGCUUUACAAUUAUGUGCAACUCUGUGUUUGUCUAUCACAUACAAUCCCAAUAAAGUACAUUAAUGUUUGUGGUUGUAAUGUGGAAAAGUUUAAGGGGUAUGAAUGCUUUUCCAAGGCAUUGUCGUUUUCUAGUUUAGCAUACAGGGUUGAAGUGAUAAAAAAGGGGCUAUUAAAUUCAAUUCAGAUUUAUUUGCAUAGCACUUUUAACAAUGGAUUUUGUCACCAAACAGCUUUAUAGAAAUAAACAUUUUGGGUAUAAAUUAAAAAAUGCAUCAUUCCUAAACUUUGUCAGUUUUGCCCUAAUGGGCAAGCUCGAGGUGACAAUGCAAAGGAACUCCCUGAGAGACCAUGAGGAAGAAACCUUGAAAGGAACCAGUUUCAAAAGGAAACCCUUCCUCAUUUAGAGGGCAGAAGGUGUCAGAGCCACUGGUAUCUCAGGAGUGCCAUGUGCAGACAGAGAGAGAGAGAGAGACUAUGCAUUAGGGGGCCUUACUACAAAAAUAUGAAAAACCAGAUAUAUAAAUGCAUAUGUUAUUUUGAUUUCAAUAGGGAAAUAAAAUCUAUAU
Messenger RNA from Clarias gariepinus (North African catfish), 2585 nucleotides. RefSeq names its product alpha-1-antiproteinase-like. The coding region runs from base 96 to 1337 and encodes 413 amino acids. Gene Ontology annotation, biological process: negative regulation of endopeptidase activity. Gene Ontology annotation, molecular function: serine-type endopeptidase inhibitor activity. The record is from RefSeq and is a predicted model, not a curated record. The transcript is spliced from 5 exons. Lineage: Eukaryota; Metazoa; Chordata; Actinopteri; Siluriformes; Clariidae.